Botrytis deweyae is the source of this 366-nucleotide messenger RNA. RefSeq lists its product as uncharacterized. The transcript has 2 exons. The record is from RefSeq and is a predicted model, not a curated record. The coding region runs from base 1 to 366 and encodes 121 amino acids. NCBI's taxonomy places the organism in Eukaryota, Fungi, Ascomycota, Leotiomycetes, Helotiales, Sclerotiniaceae.
AUGUCGAAUUUGUUGUUACGAGAUUCUCGCCAAAAUACCUUGUUGAUCGCAGGGCGACCAGAACUAUCACGUGUCCAACAGCAUCUACUGUCCAAGAAAAGAAACUCCAGAAACUCUACUGCCGAUAUGGGUACAAUGAGCACGUUUGGGCUCAAUAUUCACAUGGAUCACUCCAACUUACUAGAGCAACAGCUUCAGCCUGAGCACUGCAGACUUUCAUAUGGUGACGAACCAAUGGGCAUGAACUUCGCGCCAACAGAAGCUUGGCAAACGGUCCCAAAUAUCACGCACUCGUCAGUUCUUCAUGGCUUAACCUGUGUUUCACGACUUACGAUUUAUGGAAAGGAGUUGGAAUUUGGACUUUGA